Diuraphis noxia (Russian wheat aphid) is the source of this 1495-nucleotide messenger RNA. RefSeq lists its product as uncharacterized. Gene Ontology annotation, molecular function: ubiquitin binding. NCBI's taxonomy places the organism in Eukaryota, Metazoa, Arthropoda, Insecta, Hemiptera, Aphididae. The record is from RefSeq and is a predicted model, not a curated record.
AUUUUGUUUAUGCAAAAUUCGUCCUUGAAAUAAAGACACUUAUUUGAUUAGAAAAGUAAAUAAAAAUUAUCUGAAUAGUGAAUUGUAAAUCUACUGUUGAUGAAUUUAGUAAAUUAUCCAUAUCAUUAAUUGCUUUAGUUGUUAUGUAUUGACCUACGACACUAAAGUAACGAUCUGUAGUCUACUAGUCUUUUUAGAUAUACGAGUAACAUUAAUACGAGUAUCCCUUAACUAUUGAAGUUAUGGUAGAUGUACCCGUUCAAGAUAUGAACAAAAAUACAUUUACUUGGCACAACAAGAAUGGCUACAAAUCUGCGAAAACAUAUAAUUUAUUUAAUUAUUUUACAAGCAUUGAAGAUUCACAUUCAAAAUAUCUUCAUUAUCAAAUGACCAAACCUUUGUCUAUUAAAACUCAACAUGAUUCUCCAUGUAAAAGUGAUUCUCCUCAACCAUUUUAUCAUAUUCAUCAGGAUUCAAUUAUUACACAAAAGUCAAGUCCAACACCAAUUAGAUUUAGUCCCCGUAUGGGUUCUAACGCAAUCAAUUAUGCACGCUCGAGUGCUACAAAUCGGGUAUCAAUCACUCCCAAUAUGUCACCAUUCAGCAGUUCUAAUAUAGAUCAAUCAAUAUCAAAAAUUAGUGCAAUGUUUCCUACUGCAUCGGAAUCCCACAUACAAUCGUUAUUAAAUAAAUAUCAUAAUAGAGAAGCUGUUGUUAUUAGUGCUUUGCAAGUAGAAAAGCAUCCAAUUGCUACACCUGGACCAUAUACACCACCAUMAAUUAAUCGUCAUUAUAUGUUACAAGCAAAUCCUUCACCCAUGGCAAGUCCAUUACCUAAACCUGCCCAUUAUUCUCCAAAAAUGAAACUCAGAAAAGAUGUAGACAAGUCGUUCGAUUGUGAGUUAAAUAUUAAUUUUAUUUACUAUUAUAGUAAACUCAAAAAGGAAAAUUCUAGUACCGACACAAUUGGCAGUUUUGUUGUAAUGAACAUCAAUAAYUCUAAAACUGAAGCAAACAAUUCUUUCUGUGAAAUUCAUUUUGAGAACCAGAAAGUAGCAGCAAAAGGUACACAAAAAAAUUUGGCAAAAGGUCCCAAUAAAGAAUUAUUGAGGAAAAAUUCCUCAUCUAAAUGUGAGCAUGAUGAAAAAAAUAGAGUGAAACCCAAAGGCCCGAAUAAAUCAUUGUUGAGUAAAAUUCAUUCAUUAGCAAAAGGACCAAAUAUGGAGUUAAAAAAAGGACCAUCUAAAGGAUUAGCCAAGGGUAGUAUUUUCCAUCGAUUAUUUAGGAAAUAAUUACUUAUGCUAUAUGUAUAACAUUAUUUAUAAUUAAGUACAGUGUUCUAUUAUAUUUUCUUUGAAGGAAUGUACUAUGUAGGUAAUUUAAAAUUCUUUUUCUCUAGAAUAAUUUAAUAUUAUUUUGUUACAUAAGGUUGCUAAUUGGUAGAACUAUUUUAUUGAUUUGUUUUUUAAGUGAUAGGUAUCAUAUAUUUUUUCAU